UUAAGUGUUUGCGGGGCCGGGGCUGUGUGGUGUCUGCUGGCAGUUUGAACGGUGCACGGUCGAAACUCUGAAGCGGCUCCCGCAGUGACAGGCAGCGCGCCGCCCUCGGUGACAGAUCCGCCUCGGUUGUAGCGGGUCGCCCUGAACCGGCAGCCUGCCGCCGCUCUGACAGUCGUGUUGUAGAGCUGUAGGAAGGCGCGGGUCAGCCGGCCACAGCGAGGAGAAUGAGGGCUCUGAGCGGCGCAGAGGCUGGCCGGAGCCCGGGCUGUGGUGCGUGGUCCUCGGGUGGUCGCGGCGGGCUGUGUUGACAGAGGCGGCGCGCGCGGAUUUAAUGCCACUUUGUACGUCAAAGUGUCAACAGACUGUGUGGCGGCGGCUCGCGCGCGCUGUCAGACGAACUUUGCUGGCAGCAUGGCAGCCUCGGGUUCAGGGUGCUUUCACUCCGCGCUCGCGCAGACGGUAAUUUGCUCUAAUGGAGCGCAAAAGGCUGCGCCGAGCGAGCCCGUCUGUCAGCGUAACACCGCGGCGGAAACAUCAGCGUCGAUCGGGUGUGAGCGUGUGUGUGUGUGUGUUUUUUCCACGGUAGAAGCUGCGAGAUGCGUCGUCGCACCAAGUUGUCAUGUUUCCAUUGUCGCCUUCCGAGCGACGCCAAGUUGGAAGGUUUUGCUGAGAUGCGCGCAGACUUGGCUUCAGCUUCCCUGCAAAGUGUUGUUUCUGCAUCGGGCUGACAGUUUCGAUCAGACUGCAUUUAAAGCUCAGGAGCGGUCACAGUCAGACCAGGCGCAUGAAAUAAAAUCAGAUAUGUUGAGAACAGGAGGCUUGAAAUCUGAGAGCUGUCAUUUCACUGAACGCGCUGGAAUAAAGUAGACCGGCGGAAGUCACACAGUUCUGCAGCUCUUAAAUACGUUUUCUGAAAAUGUAGUUAGCCUAAUUGUGUUUACAGUAGCGGCUGUUUGUCCCCGACUGGAGGUCAUAAUUCACCACCUUCUCAUCAGAGGACAUCCGUCUAUUUAGGCUGCACUCUGUCCUGCUUCUAUUUUCGGACGUGUCCAGUUACAGACUUCAGUCUUGACAUUGAGUUUAAGAUUCUGUCAUAAAUCUGGGUUUGAGGGUUUGUUGAGCCAGUUCUGCUUUGAUUUGAUUAAAUAUUAGUUUAAAGUAAGAGACGUGGAGCCGCACUGUGGCACGCUGUCAAAGCGCUGCAGCUUCACAACAACACGCUGUCACAGGUUUUAUUCCUGCAAACGAGGAGAACUGUUACUUGUGUAACCUUGCCAGCUGUUGUUUUGAAGAUUCAAUAAGGCGAGGACAUCUUGCGGUUGAAAUUAAAAUUCAUUGUUCGGAUGUUUAUUUGUGUGGAGGAGAAAGGGGAGGGAAAAAAGAGAAAAGUUUGCAGUUGUGAGUGAGCCGCUUCUUUAUUUCAGCAGCUUGUUCGCAGUGAAGCCGACAGCGCGCUGCUGCAGGCGGACACAGGCGCAACUUUCCUCCCUCACUGUGAACGAGAGAGCAUUAAACUGCCAGAGAUUUUAAAAUAACACGCAGGACAUCGAUGGUGGUUAUUACUUAAACAUGAGCUGUUUUAUUUAUCAGUCAGUGCCAUUAUUUUUGUUGAGGAAAAAAAAAUCUAAUAAUAAUACCGUUAUUACAGAAUUAUAUUGUGACACUUUGGUCUGCCCCAGUCAGUCAGAAUGUGCUUCAGACCUUCCCUCGUCUUAAUUUGUUGUAUUAACUUGUCAACCGCCGGUUUAGAGAGAAAGUGAGGAGGGAGAAUCGAUUCUAAAGGUAGAAAUUUGAACGUCUAGACAGUGUUUGUUUAAUAAAUGGCGCCGCCUUCUGGAGGAACGGCCGCAUCUGUUUCUCACUCUGCCACACUGACAAAGAGCAGUGAGGAUCAUAAAUAAUUUCAGCCCAAUUAAUUAAUUUAUAGAUUACCUGUACCUCAGCCUUGAAGCGCGGGGAACUUGACAAAAUGGCUUGCGCAGCAGACAGCUGCAUACAGUUCACACGCCAUGCAAGUGAUGUCCUGCUCAACCUGAAUCGGCUGCGUAGCAGAGAUAUUCUCACAGAUGUCACUAUCUUGGUCAACAGGCAGCAGUUUCGUGCACACAAGACCGUUCUCAUGGCUUGCAGUGGGCUGUUUUACACCAUCUUUACUGACUCCCACAAGUGCAACCUUAAUGCUAUCAGCCUGGACCCAAAGGUGGACCCAGAGGGCUUUGCCAUCCUGCUUGAGUUUAUGUACACUUCCCGUCUCACACUAAAGGAGAGCCUGAUUAUGGCGAUCAUGAACACAGCCAUCUACCUGCAGAUGGACCAUGUUGUGGACACCUGCCACAGAUUCAUCAAAUCCAGUGAUCCAACUGCCAAGCUGCCCAGAGAUGAGUUUUUGGUCAGUCCCCUGGUUUUACCUCAGGACGUCCACGCCUACCGGCCCCAUGAUGUUGUUGACAGUUUGCACAGCCGCGUAGCUCCAUUCAGGGAUGGGAGGCCCUACGGCUCAAACAUGUUCAAUGGGGUCAGCACCCCCAGCAACUACCAUCUCUACGGGCAGUUUCCCAUGCCAGGAUUCCCUUUCCCUCUCUGCAAGCUGACUGAUGCCAAAAACGCUUUUGCUGACCUCUCGAAGAGCGGCAUCCACCACAAGCAUUGUUCACCGCACGACAGCGCCAACAUCAUCAGGCCAGAAUACACCAGGGCAGUGGGCACAAGCUCCUCCAGCAUUAUUCACUCCACCACCUACGCUUCCAGGGAGGUAGGGAGAGACGACGAGAUGAGGAAGGAAAGCCACGAGGGGGUCAGUCAGUCUAUCGCUCUCGGCACGAGGAAGCGUGCGUUCCCUGUGUUGACCCUCGAGCACCAGAAGGACUCUGGCAAAGAUCACGCUCCUCAGGCAGAGGAAGACCUGAUCCAUCAGCACUACCUCCCUGGAAUCUCCUCCGCUGGACGCAAGAGCCUCAUGAGCAGCCCACAGAGCCCCCUCAAGUCAGACUGCCAGCCCAACUCCCCAACAGAGUCCAGCAGUAGCAAGAACGCCGGCCUCUCGCAAGCUACCGGAGUGCAAGCCCCGCAGGGCACGCAGGACCCCAAAGCUCGCAACUGGAAGAAGUACAAGUUCAUCGUAUUGAAUCAGAGCGCCAAGGAAGAAGAGGUGGGGCUGCGGGAUCCCGGGAUUCGUUCGCCUCCCCGCCUCGGCCUGCAACCCUACCUCCACCCCAGCGACUCGGAGAACCUCGACCCGCAAACCACGAGCAAGAGCAACGAUCACAGCGAGGACCUACCUGUGCCCCAGGCCAGCCGUCUCAACAACAUCAUUAACAGUGCCCUCGAGGGCUCGCUGAGGAACGGCGACAGCCACCCUCCACACUACUUGAGCCGCCUGAACUGCUCGUCCUGCGGCACGCCGUCCCCGCAGCACUCAGAAGUCUGUCCCAACACCUCCAGGUCCCGUCUCGCGGAAGACAUGGCAGAGCUGCACUCAGAAUACUCAGACUCCAGCUGUGAAAACGGAACGUUCUUCUGUAAUGAAUGCGACUCCAAGUUUGCUGAAGACGAAGCGCUGAAACAACACAUGCUUCAAGUACACAGCGACAAGCCAUACAAGUGUGACCGCUGCCAGGCUGCUUUCCGCUACAAGGGCAACCUUGCCAGCCACAAGACUGUCCACACAGGAGAGAAGCCGUAUCGCUGUAAUAUCUGUGGUGCUCAGUUCAACAGACCAGCUAACCUCAAGACUCACACUCGCAUCCACUCAGGAGAGAAGCCAUACAAAUGUGAGACGUGUGGAGCUCGUUUUGUACAGGUUGCUCAUCUCCGUGCCCAUGUGUUGAUCCACACGGGCGAGAAGCCAUAUCCAUGCGAGAUCUGUGGAACACGCUUCCGUCACCUGCAGACGCUGAAGAGCCACCUGCGCAUCCACACGGGAGAAAAGCCCUACCAUUGUGAGAAAUGCAACUUGCACUUCCGCCACAAGAGUCAGCUACGGUUGCAUCUUCGACAGAAGCACGGCGCCAUCACUAACACGAAGAUCCAGUACCGCAUGUCGACGGCAGACAUGCCAACUGACUUGACGAAGGCAUGCUGAACCGGAAGAAGGGAACAGUUUUAAAGGAGGCAAUCUUGACCUUGGCAUUUAAAGACCCCAACUUGUACAAUCAUCCAAAAUUGUAGUGCCACACUGUGUUCAUUAGACAAAUAAAUUGGCUGUGUAUGCCAUUGUAAACGGGUUUCCACUACAUGUGAACGUAGAGCCACAUAUGGCAUCUUAGUCACUUUAUUGUUUCUAUAUAGAUAUAAAUAUAUAUAUAUACAUAUGUAUGUUGGAAGUGUUUCUAAGCUUUGAAGGUACGUAUAUAAAGCUUUAUUUUGUUGAGAAGGAUGGAAUGUAAACAAUCUGUUUUUUGAAAAUACAGUAUUUUAUAUCAGAGAACUUACUUUUCUGAAAGUAUUAAAAAUUUUGAUUGACGGGUGGUACAUAUAUUUUAAGAUAACGAGAUUUGCGGCUGUAUAGAGUUGUCUAUACAUUUUUAUGUAGAUGUACGUACAUGUUGCACCAUGUCAAGUUGCCAUAUUCAUGUGACGAGGGGGGGGAAAAAAUGACAUUGUAAUUGGUUUUAGUCUAAAACAUAUCAGAUGACUGCUGCUGUCUGAUGAGGAUAUGCAUGAGGUACUCUUACCGUUGCCAGUUGUCAGCGCACAUGAAGUGGGCAACUGCAUAAAUAUUGUGACAUAUUGUGUAAUUAUAUCUGUGGGAUUGCUCUCUGCGGGCAGAGCCAAUCUAAGUGUUGAAAUGCAUUUCAAGGUACUGCUUUGUUUUGACCAAGAAAAUAUUUUGCUUCAAAUGUAUUUGUAUAGAUGUGAAUUUUUUGUUUCUGUUAAUUUGUUUUCCAUAAGUGAAGGUUUACAGUUUCGGUCAUUGUUCUAGAUCCUACAGUAAAGUUGUGUAAGUGUCGAGGUUUUUGUUUGUACAUACACUGUGUAUUCGAUGUGCCUUUCUCUAUGGUGACUGAAUUCUUCUCCGUUCAGCCCGGCUGUAUUAAGGUACAACUCAAGGACGCCACUUGUCCUAGAUCCCUGUGUGUGUGUGUGUGUGUGUGUGUACAUAUUUUUAAAUGCUUGUCAUCAACCCUAAAACAUGCAAAUUCAUCAUUGUAAAUCUUCAGGACUUGUUUUGGAUUGGACUUUUUUAACUGCAUUAAAAUUAUUGUACAAUGUUUAGAUGUAUGAAUGUAAAAUAAACGUAUUGGAUUUCUA
Molecule: messenger RNA, 5250 nt
Organism: Chelmon rostratus (copperband butterflyfish)
Lineage: Eukaryota; Metazoa; Chordata; Actinopteri; Chaetodontiformes; Chaetodontidae
Gene: bcl6aa
Product: BCL6A transcription repressor a
Exons: 9
Coding region: 1970-4081 (703 amino acids)
Biological process (GO): regulation of transcription by RNA polymerase II
Cellular component (GO): nucleus
Molecular function (GO): protein binding; DNA-binding transcription factor activity, RNA polymerase II-specific; RNA polymerase II cis-regulatory region sequence-specific DNA binding
Source: RefSeq, a predicted model, not a curated record